Molecule: messenger RNA, 1427 nt
Organism: Manihot esculenta (cassava)
Lineage: Eukaryota; Viridiplantae; Streptophyta; Magnoliopsida; Malpighiales; Euphorbiaceae
Product: esterase
Exons: 5
Coding region: 150-1286 (378 amino acids)
Molecular function (GO): hydrolase activity, acting on ester bonds
Source: RefSeq, a predicted model, not a curated record
CAAUAAAAGAUGCAUGUUGAUGAUAAAUCGAUCACAUCUAUGUGGCUCAAAAUUGAUGGUGCAACAUUAUCUCGUUGCUCAUUAUUUAUAUAUAGACAAACUGUUCUUCUUCACUAGAGUUAACUAUUGCCUUUUGCUUCCUAUUCAUCAUGGAGUUUAACAAGCCUAUCGUAGCUCUCUCUUUCAUUCUAUGCAUGCUUUGUUCAACUUAUGCUUCUGGUUUUCCGGCAAUCUUUAACUUUGGCGACUCCAAUUCCGAUACCGGUGGCUUGUCUGCUGCAUUUUCUCCACGUAACUCUCCUUAUGGUCAGACUUUCUUUCAGAUGCCAGUAGGGAGGUGCUCUGAUGGAAGGCUUAUAAUAGAUUUUAUAGCUGAGAGUUUCAAUCUCCCAUAUCUGAGUUCGUAUCUUAAUUCCCUGGGAGCCAACUACACACAUGGUGCAAAUUUUGCCACUGCAUCAUCCACCAUUACAGUCCCACCUAGUAUAAUACCUCAGGCUGGUGGAUUUAGUCCAUUCAAUCUCGAUGUGCAAUACGAGCAAUUCCUGCAAUUCAUGACCAGAUCACAGAUUAUCAAGGAACAAGGAGGUACAUUUGCUGAACUGAUGCCUGAGAAAGAUUAUUUUGGAAAAGCUCUGUACACAUUCGACAUCGGUCAAAAUGAUCUUGCAGUUAGAUUUCUGGAUAACAUGACUGUGAAAGAAGUGAAAGCAAUUGUCCCUGACAUUGUCGAUGGCUUCUCAGAAAACGUUAAGAAAAUAUACAAUUUGGGAGCUAGAUCUUUUUGGAUUCACAACACAGGACCAAUUGGUUGUCUUUCAUUUAUUUUGGAGGAUUUUCCUUCGGCUAAAAAAGAUAAUGCAGGCUGCGCAGAAGCUUACAAUGAAGUUGCUCAGCUUUUUAAUCUCAACUUGAAGAGUAGCAUUUGUCAACUCAGGAUAGAUUUGCCUUUAGCUUCAUUCACUUACGUUGACAUCUACUCUAUCAAGUACUCUUUAUACAGUGAACCCCAAAAACAUGGUUUCGAGUUUCCACAUGUAGCAUGUUGUGGGUACGGAGGAAAGUACAAUUACAGUAGUGUUGCUGAAUGUGGAGAUAGAGUAAUCACAGAAGAUGGUAACAGAAUAGUGGUGGAUGCUUGUCCUUCGCCUGCAAAUCGAGUAAUGUGGGAUGGAGUUCACUAUACUGAAGCUGCCAAUAGAUAUGUUUUCGACCAGAUUUCUACAGGAGCCUUCCUUGAACACAGUGCUGCAUUCAAUAUGCCACCCCUCAUCAGUUCCUCGUAAAUUAUCUUUAGAGGAUAUUUAUAUAAUUAUCUUUAGAGAUAUUUGUAAUUAUAUUAAAUAAAUAAUUUCUGGUAAGUCAAAUCUGCUAAUAAAAUGAUGGAUUACGAUAGAGACUCAUCCUCUCACGUUUUCCCAUUUUCA